AUGGCGCGAACCGUACAAGCCAUAGCUCCCACUCACCCCGGACCGGAGGAGCCGUGUCCACACCCCAUCGGCGAGAGGCCAGGCGGCUCCGGGCUCGUCGCCGACCUGAGCCCCGUGUGCGUGUACCUCGGCGAGGACUUAGCCAUCAAGUGUCCCCGGAGCUACUGCUGCAGGGCGAAUGACUCGCUGGACCCGCAGUGGCGCAACACCUACGAUGCUAUGUUGUGCUGGAAGACAUGCCUUAUCUACGAGCAGAUCAACACGACAUGCCCCCGACUGGUCCCGUAA
Neoarthrinium moseri is the source of this 288-nucleotide messenger RNA. RefSeq lists its product as uncharacterized. The coding region runs from base 1 to 288 and encodes 95 amino acids. NCBI's taxonomy places the organism in Eukaryota, Fungi, Ascomycota, Sordariomycetes, Amphisphaeriales, Apiosporaceae. The record is from RefSeq and is a predicted model, not a curated record. The transcript has a single exon.